Molecule: messenger RNA, 189 nt
Organism: Prunus armeniaca (apricot)
Lineage: Eukaryota; Viridiplantae; Streptophyta; Magnoliopsida; Rosales; Rosaceae
Source: the annotation of a GenBank genome assembly
AUGGCCUUAGAGGCAGCAGUGGAAGCAGCAGCAGACUUGUUGGACAAGGCAGUGAAAACAGUUAUGGUGGGUGGGCCUAAACUCCGAGUUGCACAAGCAGCUGAUGCUAGUGGCUAUGCUCUGGCUGUGAUGCCUUCAGCAAAGGGGCUUGUGCCAGAGCACCACCCUCAUUUCAUUGGGACAUACUAG